Messenger RNA from Brassica oleracea var. oleracea, 1476 nucleotides. RefSeq lists its product as uncharacterized. Gene Ontology annotation, molecular function: 3'-5'-RNA exonuclease activity. The record is from RefSeq and is a predicted model, not a curated record. The coding region runs from base 392 to 1345 and encodes 317 amino acids. The transcript is spliced from 9 exons. Lineage: Eukaryota; Viridiplantae; Streptophyta; Magnoliopsida; Brassicales; Brassicaceae.
AACUUUCAUAUUAAAAUCCCUUUCAAAAGAAAAAUAAAAUAGAGAGGGAGAGACCAACAAAAAUAAAAAUCGCCGAAGAGUUCAUCGGUCCUACCUUCUCCUCCGACGGAUAAUGGCUCCAACAGUACUUUGGACUGGUAAUCAAAAGGGCAUAUGACUUUCACGGUUUUUUUCUGGUAAAAGUCAUCAAAUUUGCAAAAGACCCAACAAGACCCAUUUGUCUCUCCAUAGUCUUCACUGUUGAUAAGAGUCUGUAAGAAGAAGUGUAGGUCACGACUAUGAGCCUGGUGUGAAAGAGAGACCAUUUGUUUUUAUUCGUUUAUUAUUUACAAAGCCAAAAAACAACAGAGAGAAAGAGAGAGAAGAGAAGAGGGAGGAGGAGACAAGAACAAUGAGUGUCUCUUUGAGUGUGAUGACAUUCAAUCUUCACGAUGAUCAAUCUGAAGAAAGUCCUAAUUCAUGGGAUAAAAGAAAAGAUUUGUGUCUCAGCGUCAUCACCAGUUACUCCCCCGUUAUUCUUUGCACCCAACAAGGUGUGAAGUCGCAGUUAGACUAUAUUCAGCAGGGUUUACCAGGGUAUGAUCAAUUUGGCAUAUCAAGAAAAGGGCAUGAGGAUCCCACUGAUGAAUCUUGCACCAUCUUCUACAACAAGGAAAAAGUAGAGCUGCUGGAGGGUGGAACAUUUUGGUUGUCAGAGUCUCCCUCGGUCCCUGGAAGCACGGCAUGGGGUUCUGAAGUUCCCUGUAUAGCGACAUGGGCCACAUUCCAACUUAAACGUGUGGAGCCGCCGGGCUUUUCGUUUCAGAUAGUCAACACAAACUUGGAUGAAAUCAGUCCUCGGGCCCGUAGGCGAAGUGCUUUGCUCACGUGGCAACACAUGGCAUCAUUACCUCCCAGCUUGCCCGUUGUCUACUGUGGAGGAUUCAACACACAGAAGGAAUCAACAACCGGAAGAUUUCUCUUGGGCAGAUCUAGAGAGCAUGGUGUGGUAGGGGACAUGAGAGACGCAUGGCCAAGUGCCCGAGUACGAAAAAAUGUCGCCCUCAUAAGAACAUAUCAUGCUUUCAAAGGUGACAAGCAGGGAACGGUCGAGUUUCUGAAGCUAAUAUUCAGAGCGCUAUGCCUCUGCUGGGACCGACAGACACAAGAUCUACACACCGAUUGGAUACUCUACAGAGGUAGGUCUGUAGUUCCCGUGAUGUGCGAGGUGGUAAAUGACAAGGUCGACGAGUUGUACCCGUCGUCUCACUACCCUGUGUUUGCUGAGUUUAUGCUUCCUCGUUCUGUAAGAAUGCUUGAACCUACUCCUCCUGUUCCUACUUCUGCUCAAGAAGAGGAAAGCUAGAACCGCUUGUUCCUGUCUUUGCUUAAAGCUUUGGAAAAUAUUGUAUUGUUGUGCACAUGAGCUCUGAUUUUUCUCAGAGCCUAGCUUAAACUUAUUCAAAGGAACUAACUACUCUGUUUGUUUUGUUAUAA